AUGUCGUUGAGUGAAACCCCAGACCCAUCGGGUGCGCCCACGGUCUCAUCUUCGUCCCCUCCAACAUCUACCCCUUCGCCAUCGGCUUCAAGUGGCACAACCGCUCCAUCAUCUUCUGCCUCGCGUCGCCCUCCCCGUAAGAGCACCUUGACCCAACAGCAGAAGAACAACAAGCGACAACGCGCAACUCAGGAUCAACUCGUCACCCUCGAGGUCGAAUUCAACAAGAACCCGACUCCUACUGCUGCCACUCGCGAGCGAAUUGCACAGGACAUCAAUAUGACGGAACGAUCGGUUCAGAUUUGGUUCCAGAACCGUCGUGCGAAAAUCAAGAUGCUUGCUAAGAAAAGCAUCGAGACUGGUGAGGGCUGCGACUCUAUUCCCGAGUCAAUGCGCCAUUACCUUGCGAUGCAAUUUGAUCCUACCAAAUCCGGAACGCGGGAUGCCUUUGGACGCUCAGCAGGCUAUGGAGCCCCUGGUAUGUAUGCGAACGAAGCCAACAACUCCGGGAAAGUUGUCAUCUCGCAUUUCACUUGUCGAUCUUUGACUAUUGGAAGCUGGCGGCGCAUUGGACAAAACGCGAUGGACUUAGUGGUUUUUUACUCGCCAGAUAAGGCUUGCAUGACCUACUACAUCAACAACGACUCGGCUGGAUAUAAGAUCGAAUACCCCUUCGCUCAUAUCAAGAACAUCACGCUGGAGACUGGAGAUCCUAAUCCCGGGCCGAAUGGCCAGCCCCCUCGACCCGGUGGUUUGAUCGUGGAGCUUAACAGGCCGCCCAUGUUUUAUAUGGAUUCUUCAAACUCUGGCGGCUUCUACCAAUGCGGUGAUUUCACCGAAGAACAACAAGCAAGUCAGAUCAUGGUUCAUCACCUGGGAGGCCAUCCCAAGGUCUUGAGCGUUCAACUUGCCAAGCUCGUCUCAUUGGAAUCCUUCCAGAAUCGUUUAGCAUAUGGUAACAACAACAAUGGCAACUUCGCUGUUCCCGCCGCCAUGUCGCCGCCUUUUAUCCAGCGCCCUGCUUCCCAACCGAACCACUUCGCACCCCCGGCAUACAUGAACCUGUACCAGGAUCAAAACCACUUGGGAUUCCACAUGCCGGCUGCUCGAGGACACAAGCGUCAACGUAGUCGCUCUGUCCCCGCUGCAGUUGACAUCUCUGCGCUCGGUCCCAUGACUUCGUUCCACAUGCCACAGACUCAGGCUUCAUAUAACCCAGCCGAGUCUGGAAUCUAUGCUCCGAUUCCUCAAUCCGCACACGCUCUGCCAACAGACCUGCGAAUUGACACUGAUGGAUAUGGCCUUGAUUUCCGGACGAACCCAAUGUCCGCCACGACCACGGCAUCCCCUUCUGAUUUUGCUAGCCCCUCGAUGUUCAGCAGUGCUGCACAGGGCGAUUCAACUCCUGUUGCCAGCAUGCCUCCUCAAUUCAACUUACCGCAGUUCGUCUCCACAGGACCUUCUGAUACAUCAACCGUUGGCUCGCACACAGCAUCUCCUUACUCGGGCGUUAGCCCGGCAGAUCCCAUGAUUGCUAAUCAUUCACCUCCAUUGUCCAACAUGUCGCACGCUCCAUCAGACAUGUACGGGUUCUCACAUGAUCAGUCAUCCAGCUUUGUCGAGGAUGGUCUUUCCAUGAAUGACAUGUACCCCAAGCACAAUAUCAACUAUGCCAUGUCACAUGAAGGGGCUAGCUUUGAAUUGCCAAUGCAUGGCAUGUCUGGUCAUGGAUCUCCGGCAAUGGGUGAUUACUCCCAUGGCAUGGUCAACCUCGAUGAGAUCAACUCUCAAGGGCUUCCCUCUGGGGGUUCAUGA
Molecule: messenger RNA, 1815 nt
Organism: Penicillium malachiteum
Lineage: Eukaryota; Fungi; Ascomycota; Eurotiomycetes; Eurotiales; Aspergillaceae
Product: homeobox domain-containing protein
Exons: 3
Coding region: 1-1815 (604 amino acids)
Biological process (GO): regulation of transcription by RNA polymerase II; cell differentiation
Molecular function (GO): RNA polymerase II cis-regulatory region sequence-specific DNA binding; DNA-binding transcription factor activity, RNA polymerase II-specific
Source: RefSeq, a predicted model, not a curated record